Molecule: messenger RNA, 1340 nt
Organism: Nanorana parkeri
Lineage: Eukaryota; Metazoa; Chordata; Amphibia; Anura; Dicroglossidae
Gene: GPD1L
Product: glycerol-3-phosphate dehydrogenase 1-like
Exons: 8
Coding region: 90-1148 (352 amino acids)
Biological process (GO): glycerol-3-phosphate catabolic process; carbohydrate metabolic process
Cellular component (GO): cytosol; glycerol-3-phosphate dehydrogenase (FAD) complex
Molecular function (GO): NAD binding; glycerol-3-phosphate dehydrogenase [NAD(P)+] activity; protein homodimerization activity
Source: RefSeq, a predicted model, not a curated record
GGCACGGGAGAAGCUUACCACAACAAGCGGGGCGCGGUGAGAGUCAUUGGUUCCUAGCACGAAGUCACCCAGCCGUACUGUGUCCAACCAUGGCUCAGGCAGGACCUCUGAAAGUGUGCAUCGUGGGCUCCGGAAACUGGGGCUCCGCCAUUGCCAAAAUCGUAGGACACAAUGUGAAAAACUUGCAGAAGUUUGCUUCUACUGUCAAUAUGUGGGUGUUUGAAGAAAACAUUAAUGGGAGAAAACUCACGGAGAUCAUCAACACAGAGCAUGAGAAUGUGAAAUAUCUCCCGGGUUAUAAGCUACCGGAGAAUGUGGUCGCCGUUCCAAAUCUUACUGAUGCGGUGAAAGAUGCUGAUCUCCUAGUCUUUGUCAUUCCUCAUCAGUUUAUACAUAAAAUCUGCCAGGAGAUCUCAGGGAAGGUCCAUAAGAAAGCUCUUGGGAUCACGCUCAUCAAGGGUAUUGACGAAGGCCCAGGCGGUCUGAAACUUAUUUCUGACAUUAUUCGUGAGAAAAUGGAUAUUGAUAUUAGUGUAUUGAUGGGGGCUAACAUUGCAAAUGAAGUGGCUGCAGAGAAGUUUUGUGAGACAACAAUAGGGAGCAAAGUGCUUGAACAUGGGUUUUUAUUUAAAGAACUUCUGCAGACCCCGAAUUUCCGUAUAACUGUGGUGGACGAUGCAGAUACUGUGGAACUUUGUGGUGCCUUGAAGAAUAUCGUGGCAGUCGGUGCAGGAUUUUGCGAUGGGCUUGAGUGUGGAGACAACACCAAAGCUGCAGUUAUUCGUUUAGGACUAAUGGAAAUGAUUGCAUUCGCCAAAAUCUUCUGUAAAGGCCGCGUGUCGACCGCCACAUUCCUUGAAAGCUGCGGAGUUGCUGAUCUCAUUACGACUUGUUACGGAGGACGCAACAGGAAAGUUGCUGAGGCAUUUGUGAAAACUGGCCAGAGUAUUGAAGAACUCGAGAAGGAGAUGCUUAAUGGCCAGAAACUUCAGGGCCCUCAGACCUCCGCAGAAGUCUACCGCAUCCUCCAGCAGAAAGGCAUGGUAGACAAAUUUCCACUUUUCACUGCUGUUUAUCGAAUUUGUUAUGAGAAGAAACCUGUGGAAGAAGUAAUUUCUUGCUUACAGAGUCACCCAGAACAUAUGUAACUUGGGGACAAAUGUCUUCAACGUGACAAGUCGUUUUUGUUUUGUUCUUGUUUAUGCUGCAGAAUCCUGGAGGAAAUGCUCUACUAACGCACAAAGCCAUGAAUGUGUAAAGUAUGUUUAAUAUCAUUUGCUUUGGUUCUGGUUGCUGUCUGGUACACUCGUGGAUGCACAAAUAUUUCCAUUCCCCUUUUU